AUGGCUGAGAAUCAGAGACUGCUGAACGGAUGCGUCGGGCUAGACUUACAUGAUGCCUUCCGCACCCUUCAUCCGGUGAAAAAGGAGUUUACCUUCUUUUCGAGAUCGGCGAGGGUGAGCUCAAGAAUCGAUCGCGCGCUUGUGUCAGCGUCAAUGCUGGGCUGCAUAGGCGGAGCUUUUCACACCUCUAUCCCGAAGGGAAUCACGGAUCACUGGUUUGCAAUCUCGGUGAAGCUGGCGUCGUCAGAGGGGAACGCGAAAGGUCCCGGCCUGUGGAGGCUACCUGCAAAAAUUGCAAGAAGUCAAGGAGUGAGAAACAUUACACAGGCGAUAACACAACAGCAGGCUGUGGAGGACGACUUUGUCAAAACGCUGAAGAAGCUGAAUGCGGGUCUGAAGGAAUACGCGAAAGGAGAAAGAAGGAGGGUGGCCCGCACUGUCGAACAUCUGGAGGAGAAGGUAGCGGUGCUCAGGCAAGCUUUUAUGAGUGAUGCUGGGAAUCCUGACCUGCAAGAGCAAUUGGCAAGGAGUGAAGCACAACUGAAAGCGUACUGGGACGGGAAGAAUGAUUGGCUGCAGACGCUGGCAGGCAUACAAGGAGAGUUGGAGGGAGAGACGGCGUCCAAGUUUCUCACAGGGACGAUAGCUUCGAGGAGAGCGAAGACAGAGAUCCGAUCGCUUUCGGUGGGAGGGAAAGCAGUAACGGAAGCAAAGGAGAUCUUGCUGGCCGCAUCAGAUUUCUUCCGAGACCUAUUUGGGAAGGCAAAGGAGUCGUCGGGGGAGAAGUGGUUAACUGACAAGAGCAAGCGGCUGGAUGAGAAAGACAGGGAAGUGUUGCAGGCGAAAUGGACGGAAAAAGAAGUUAAAAAGGCGCUAGCUGAGUUGCCCAAGGGGAAAACGCCAGGUCAGGACGGGCUGCCGAGGGAGUUUUUUGAGAGCAAUUGGGACAUUCUGGGGCCUGGACUGAUGCGUUUCAUUCACUCCUUCGAGCAGUCGGCGAAACUCCCGGAAAGCCUCACGACGGCAGUAACGAUCCUGCUGCACAAGAAAGGGGAAAAGGAGAGAUUGGAAAAUUACAGGCCGAUCACGCUCUUGAACACGGUAUACAAGAUUGUGGCGAAGGUGCUGGCGAAUAGGAUGAAAAGAGUUCUACCAAAAGUGAUCUCGGAGGAUCAGCAUGGGUUUGUACCAGGGAGGAAGUUGUCAGAUGCGGUGGCGGCUGUAGCGGAUGUGAUUGAUGCUGCGGUGACGGGAAAGGAGGACUGGUACCUGCUUUUGGUCGAUUUCCAGAAGGCGUACGACUCUGUGUCACGAGACUACCUCUUCAGCACACUGAGGGACAUGGGCUUCCCAGAUACGUUUGUCAGUUGGGCAGAAGGGCUUCACAAUGAAGCGGGUACCAGACUCCUUCUCAAUGGGUGGCUUGGGGAGAGGCUGGGAGUGGAUGUUGGAGUAAGGCAGGGAUGCCCGCUCGCGCCAUAUCUGUUCAUCUGCGAAGUGGAGCCGUUAUGUCAAGAAAUUAAGAAAAGGAAACUAGGGAUCAGGAAACGCGGAAAGGGGGAGCUAGCUUACCUGGGGUAUGCGGACGAUACUACACUGGUGCUGAAAUGGGCUUGCGCAGGUGGAAAAAGCGGGAGAGGUGCUGAAAGAUUUUGGAGAGGUGUCAGGCUUGCGCAUCAACCAAGAGAAGACCGUGUUGAUGCCGCUGGGGAGAAACCGUAA
Molecule: messenger RNA, 1722 nt
Organism: Closterium sp. Yama58-4
Lineage: Eukaryota; Viridiplantae; Streptophyta; Zygnematophyceae; Desmidiales; Closteriaceae
Source: the annotation of a GenBank genome assembly